AUGAGUGUGAGAGUGUAAUUAUAAUUAUAGUACUAUAUAUGUUGUGUUAUUGAAUAAAUUUAAUAUUAUUAACUUGAAUAAAUCUUGAUUAUUUAAUUGAAUGAAUUCAGGAGUUCUGCACAGAUCCGACUGUUAUUGACUUUGUUUAUAAGUUUUGCGUAAUUUUAAAUAUCUUACAAUGCUGCUGCGCUACAUUAAAGCUUUAUAGGUUAGCGAUAUGUUACAGCUACCCGUGAGCAUUACAUUUUUGGCAUCCACGGCGGGAUAUCCUGUUUAUUUUUAGGGAUAUCCUGUGAUACGAACUUUUCUUUUUCAAUAUUGUAAGACUUUUUAAAAAAAAAAAAAAGGUGUUGUGUGUAGUGACAUAUGUUUACAUAUUUCUUUUUGUUAGUUCUUGUUGUACUGAAGCCUACUGAAAAAUUUGUACUAAGAAGUAUUCUACAAUAAACAUGGGGAAAAAUAGAAAGAGAGAGAAAGAGUGUGAUGAGGGGACCCUGUCUGAAAAAUCUGUUUCUAAACAGUCUGUAAAUGUAGGUCAGGAUAGGACUACAACUACCUCCAGUACUUCAACUGAACAUGGUAGUACACAACUCUUAAAUAACAGUCAGAAGGAUGGUCAUUUAACUGACUUCGAAACUGUCACUUUCAUUCCUGACAACAGUAAAAGAAACGGUCAGAUAACCGAUCUUGACACUGUAAAUCUCUCUUUCAACAGUAAAGGAAAUAGUAUGCUAACUAUGCCUGACACUGUCAACAGUACAAACGGUCAGAUAACCGGUCUUGAAACUGUACAUAAAUGCAUAUCCGAUAUUGAAGCAAACAACAACCCAGUUCUUCAGAGACAUUGUAAUACAUUGGAGAUAAAUGGACACCAGUGUCUUGAUAGAGGCGAUGUUACUCCAUCUAGACAGCAUUAUACGUUUAAUCAACAUGUUGAACCAGUAUGUCAAUCAGAUGUGGAAUACGAAGAGAGGAGAUUUCCAUUACCAGCAUCUCUGCCUCCAAGAAGAUCUAUGAACUUUUCACCCUCUAGAAACUAUGUACCAGUACAUGAUGGAAUUAUGAUCCAAAGAGAUAGAAAUCAAAAUGAUACAAAUGAAGUGACGAAGGUUAAGGAUGUUUUACAGACCAUGAGUCAAAUUUUAGAAACAAUGAAUGAUAAAAUAAGUAAUGGAACCCACAUUCAACCCAUGCCUCAGAGAAAGCAGAAAACUAAAUCUGUACCAAGGUUACAUAAGAGAUCCAAAUCCAGUUACGGUGACUCUGAUGACAUCUCUAGCUCUUCAGGAGACAGUUCAGACAACAUUUCUGACAGUAAUGAUGAUAGCGUGUCAACUAGAAUAGUGACAGACAAGAGAACAAAACGUUCUACAUGCAAGUUACCUCCCUUUACUGGAGAAGGAAAGGAGAAAUGGUCCGUUUGGAAAAGUCGUUUUGAAACUGUAGCGAGUAGAUCUCGAUGGUCAGAUGAAGAAAAAUUGGAUGAACUCUUACCAAAACUACAUGGAGAAGCUGGCGAAUUUGUAUUUGAUCAGUUGAAACACAAAACUAGAAGCAACUACCGUAAACUUGUGGAUGAGCUGGAUAGCAGAUAUAGAAUUGUGGAAACAAAAAAAUCCUUAGAGGCGAAAUUUAGCAACCGUAAACAAAGACCCAAUGAAAGUGUAGAAACAUAUGCUACAGAACUAAAGAAACUUUAUGCAAAAGCAUAUCCUGAUAGAGACGACAAAACUAAACGAGAGGAUCUUCUUAGAAGAUUUUUCGAUGGUUUAACUGAUGAAAAGGUUCAAUCGCAAGUAGAAUUUGUCAAGGAUCCUGACAACAUUGAUGAUGCAGUCUUUGAAGUGGUUAAUUUCCAAGAUAUGAAUAAAAGAAACAGCAAUAAGCAGGAGAAAAAAAUGACAAGGGCCAUAACUGAAGCUCCUCAGAAUAAUUUCAAGAAUAAUCACAGAAACAAAGAAACUUCAACUGGUACACAACAAAAGCCAAAGGUUAACAACAAGUCGUCAAAUUACUCAUCAUCAGAAAAUCAGCUGCAAGAUGAAAUGAAUAAACUUAGACAACAAAUGUCAGAGAUUCAGAAAUCCAUUGAACAACUGAGUCAAAGAAACCCUCCUUUUAAGAAUACAAAAUCCUCCAUGUCAUGUUAUCAUUGUGGAAAACUUGGUCACUUCAAACAGGAUUGUCCCAUGUUGCGUUUUCAACCAUAUGUAGCUCCUCCUGUAAGCCAACAUUAUAAUGGAAGUUCUAGAUACAACUCGUAUUCUGCUGCUCCUUUAAACAUCCAAGGAUCGUAACUGGUGGUCGAGGAACGGUCCAUGACUCUGAGAAGAAUGAUCUACAAAAGACCAAAAAUGAAAAUGCUAUAAAUCGUAAUUACCAAAGAAGUCCUGGAAUUUACGUUGAAGGACAAAUUAAUGGAUCUUGUCUUAUAUUUACUAUAGAUACUGGAGCUUCCAGAACAAUUUUGUCAAAAUCAGUCUUCGAAACUUUGGAGAAGAAACCUCCUCUAUAUAAGACUACUGGAAUUUUGAAUGCCUGUGGCAGAGAAAUAGAAGUGCUUGGUGAAGCAAAAUUUACAUUGAAAUUGGGAGAUUUCCUAACUGAUCAGCACAUCAUAGUUGCAGAAAUAGAUGAUGAUUGUCUUUUGGGUGUUGAUGUCCUAUAUGCAGAACAUAAUAUGCCUGCAGAAAUAUUACUGAGUAAAGGGAUACUUAAACUACAAAAUAAGGAAAUUCCUUGUUUCCAGACAACUACUACAAACAGCAAAUGUCGUAGAGUUACGGCUGCAGACAAUUACGAAAUUCCACCGUUCAGCGAAAGAGUCAUACAGGCCUUUGUUGAGAGAUCUAAAGAUCCCAAUGAACAAAAGGAGUUAUUAAUUGAGCCGUCAGAACUUUUCGCUGAACGAUACGAACUUCAUAUGGCGAAUACUCUUGUAGAUAUUAAAAACAAUACUACUGUACCUGUAAGACUACUUAA
Molecule: messenger RNA, 2982 nt
Organism: Magallana angulata
Lineage: Eukaryota; Metazoa; Mollusca; Bivalvia; Ostreida; Ostreidae
Exons: 1
Coding region: 450-2297 (615 amino acids)
Molecular function (GO): zinc ion binding; nucleic acid binding
Source: RefSeq, a predicted model, not a curated record